Messenger RNA from Aquila chrysaetos chrysaetos, 5807 nucleotides. RefSeq names its product acyl-CoA synthetase bubblegum family member 1 (gene ACSBG1). Gene Ontology annotation, cellular component: membrane; endoplasmic reticulum. NCBI's taxonomy places the organism in Eukaryota, Metazoa, Chordata, Aves, Accipitriformes, Accipitridae. The transcript is spliced from 15 exons. The record is from RefSeq and is a predicted model, not a curated record. The coding region runs from base 1442 to 3289 and encodes 615 amino acids. Gene Ontology annotation, molecular function: long-chain fatty acid-CoA ligase activity.
UCCACCCACGCUGAGGCUGAUGGGCACAUUGUGGUUCUGUUGGUUACUGACCUUAGUAACAACAUCGCUUUGUUUUGGCCUCUGUAAUAUUUCUGCUUGGGAUCUUGUGACAGUGCAAGUUUGUAGUGACAAACUUUAACUCUAAGUAUCAGUCACUAAUUCCAGAAAGAUACCUAUCAUAAUUGCAGAGCAAAGGAUGUGAACAGUAUGUGAGCUUUAUUUGCCUCUUAAUUUCCUCCAUAGCUUUGUAAGCCUGUCAAUACUGAGAAAUCUUAACCUGUAGCGGGAGAAAGCAGCCCAUCCCACUGCAAAAAUUCAGUCUGAGUCUAGUGCAGUCUUGUGGAAGUUGCAUGCGGCUAGAUAUAGGCAUGAAAGAAAAUGACCAUAGCACCAUGUAAACUGCAGCAUGUAGAAAUUGUUUAAAGGUAAAGAUCAUUCCUUACUCAACUCUAUGUACGUUGCUAGCCCUAUUUGUUAGGAUUUAUUACUUGAAACUUGAAGAGUACCUAGAAAUGUUGUACCAGAACUACAAAGGCAGAUGCUGCGUAGAACUAUUUCUUACAGCAUGAUGUUCAUAAACCUAUUGUUAAAAUGACAGGACUGUUUGUAGCUGACAAUUGCAGGAAACCUACAAUUUAUCAGUCAUGUGAGUUUUCUGUUACAGUCAAACAGUCCAAAAGCAACUCUUCUCCACCAGUCACCCCUGAUAAAUUGCCCUUUUGUCACUUUUGUUACCGGGGAGUGAUUUAGCAUCAGAGAAUCCUUGAUUGCAUCAAAAUAAUUUUCUAACCAUUAGUUAGUUUAAGGAAGAUUAUAUGAAAAGCAGAACAAAAAAAUCCUUUCCAAACACAGUAUGUAUAGAAGAGAUGUAUAUUUGAGGUUUUCUGUUUAUUUGCUGAAAGUACAAGUUUUAGAGAAUUAACAGCUGUUUUCCUUCCAUGAGACCGUUCUGUUACCUAGCCACUCAACCCAAGAUGCAAUCCAAGCAAGGUAAUUAGUGGUUGUCUAGUUGGAUUUCUGCAUAUAACAUAGAAUGUAAAAUGUUUUAGAUGACCAGAAGAAGAAAAAAGAAUGAGAUUUCUUGCAACAGAGUUUAAUCCUGGUUUUAUUUUAUGGUAUUUCUGGAAAGCUAGUUGCAAGCCUGUGGAAGAUACCUAGUGGCUUUCUGCAAAGAAUCAUCAGAACAAACCGUAAAAAAAACCAACCAAACAACAACAAAAAAAACCCCUAACCUUAGAGCUUCAACAAAUAUCAACAGUGACAAUUUACAAGAACCAUUACAGAUGCACAGACUGUCUGCAGAGAUUUGCUGCCUCAUUUGGAGGAGACCCAAGAUGAAGGCAUAGAGCCAACAGAGUCUCUGUGGACUUCCUUUGCUGAUGGCAGAGUCAGACUGAGAAUAGAUAACUCAUGUCCGCAGACUCCCAUAACAGUUCAUCAGAUGUUCAAGGAGAGCCUAGAAAAAUACGGAUCCCUUAAUGCUUUGGCCAGCAAAAAGAAUGGAAAAUGGGAGAAGAUAACUUUUUCAGAGUAUUAUUGCCUCUCCAGGAAAGCGGCCAAGAGCUUCUUGAAGCUUGGUCUUGAACGAUUCCACAGUGUGGCAAUCCUUGGAUUUAAUUCUCCAGAAUGGUUCAUCUCAGCUGUUGGAGCUGUUUUUGCUGGAGGAAUUGUCACAGGAAUCUAUACAACCAAUUCUCCAGAGGCCUGCCACUACAUUGCUCAUGACAGCAAAACCAAUAUCAUGGUUGUGGAAAAUCGGAAACAACUGGACAAGAUAAUGCAGAUCUGGAAUCGCUUGCCAUGCUUGAAAGCUGUUGUGCUAUAUAAGGACUCCAUUCCAGAGAGACAUCCAAAUUUAUAUACGAUGGAAGAGUUUCUGGAGUUGGGACAUGACAUACCUGAUACUACUUUGGAUGGUAUUAUUAACUCCCAAAAGCCAAAUCAGUGCUGUGUACUAAUAUACACAUCCGGAACGACUGGGAAGCCAAAAGGAGCCAUGCUGAGUCAUGACAAUAUAACUUGGACAUCAGCACAUUGCAGCAGAGCAGGAGAUAUGCAGCCUGCAGAGGUCCAACAGGAGUCUAUAGUCAGUUAUCUCCCACUCAGCCACAUAGCUGCACAGAUAUAUGACCUGUGGACUGGAAUCAAAUGGGGAGAGCAAGUUUACUUUGCUGAGCCAGAUGCUCUGAAGGGCAGCUUGAUCAACACACUAAAAGAAGUACAGCCAACAUCUCACAUGGGAGUUCCCCGAGUAUGGGAGAAAAUCAUGGAGAAAUUAAAGGAUGCUUCUGCUCAGUCAGGAUUUAUGAAGAAGAAAAUGGUGUCAUGGGCUAUGUCACUUAGCUUAGAGAGAAACCUAAACUGCUCAAGCAGCAGUGAUUUAAAGCAGUUCUGGACAAGGUUAGCAGACUACUUAGUGCUUGCAAAAAUACGCAAUGCACUGGGUUUUUCUUCCUGUCAGAAGCACUUUUCUGGUGCUGCUCCUCUUAAUACAGAAACACUGUAUUUCUUCUUGGGUCUGAACAUCACCCUGUAUGAAGCCUAUGGGAUGAGUGAGACCACAGGCCCACAUUGCCUAUCUGGACCUUACAUUUACAGGCAGCACAGCUGUGGUAAGCCAGUACCUGGCUGCAGAGUGAAAUUGGUGGAUGAAGAUACAGAAGGCAAUGGAGAAAUCUGUUUCUGGGGAAGGACUGUUUUCAUGGGUUAUUUAAAUAUGGAAGAUAAAACAAAAGAAGCCUUUGAUGAGGAUGGGUGGCUGCAUUCUGGAGAUUUAGGAAAACUGGACAAGGAUGGCUUUCUUUAUGUCACUGGAAGAAUUAAAGAUUUGAUUAUUACAGCUGGAGGUGAAAAUGUGCCUCCAAUUCCAAUUGAAGAUGCUGUUAAAAAAGAACUCCCAAUUGUUAGUAAUGCUAUGGUGAUUGGAGAUAAAAAGAAGUUUUUGUCUAUGUUGCUGACCCUAAAGAGUGUGCUGGACCCGGAUACAUCUGAUCCCACUGACAUUCUCACUGAGCAAGCUAGAGACUUCUGCCAGAAGACUGGUAGUAAAGCCACUAAAGUAUCAGAGAUUGUAGCUACAAGAGACCAUGCGAUCUACCAGGCCAUUCAGGAGGGAAUCAACAAAGUCAACAUGAAGGCUGCUAAUAGGGUUCAUUGUAUUAAAAAAUGGAUAGUCCUGCCAAGAGAUUUUUCGAUUUCCGGGGGAGAACUAGGUCCAACAAUGAAGUUAAAACGGCUUACCGUGCUUGAGAAAUACAGAAAUGAAGUAGACUCCUUCUAUGAAGAAUAAGAAGUCUUUCAUCCAAGCAUUAAGAAAGAUCUGUGAGCUAAAGAAAGUAUUUCCUAAUCAAAACCAUUAACGAAGAUUCAUGCUUGUUUUGAUUUUGUAGUCUAUUGAACUGAACCACUAGAAAAUUGUUGUGUCAAUUUAGUUGUUCCUGAUAUUCACCUGAUUGCUCGUCCUCUUUUUACAGAAGCAUCUACACAGCGUGUCCAUUCUCUUAAUACUGUUUCUACUUUAUGACCUAAAUGAUUAAGAUUAAAAACAUCCUCUUGUGUGGUAUAAAGCAGGUAUAACUAAUUAAUUCCUCUAGACUGAAACACAAAAAUUUUUUAUACAGUGAUUUCUCCCCCCCCCUUACAGGACGUUGCUGGUAGCUCAUGAUAUAUUUUGGUAGAUCAGUAGUUGGCAGUACUGCUUAGUGAAACUGUAAUACCACUCCAGUGAUAAAGAUAAUUAUUAAAAAAAAAAAAAAAAAUCAAAAGGGCUGUUUUUUUCCCUCGCAGAGCAGAGUUUCUUUUUGUUCACUAACACAACAUUUCAGAAUCUAAAGACACUCUUUGUGGCUAGUAUUCAAACUCCUGUGAAAACAGCAGCUCAUCAUUUCUUAAAUCCAUGUUGAAAUAAGCAUUACUAUUUCUCCUAAAAACAAUCAAAAAAGUUGGGGGAAUAGCUCCCUAAGACUGAAAGACAUAAAGUAGCAAAUAUAGGCGCUCUAACAUUAAAGCGCUAUUUAAAACAGAAACUUCUUUUAAAUUGUUUACAGCACCUUUUUUUUUUAAGCAAGAGUUUAGAAGCAAUGUUUGUCAGUGUGUAGCUGCAUGUUUAAAUAUUCACAUUAUACUAAUUCUGACAAAUGUGAGCUGCAUUUCUUCUUCUCCAUAUAAAAAGUAAAUCCUAUUAUGUGACAGACAUACUUGAUAAAGUUGUCUGAAGGUUUGCUGUUAGUAAGUGAUCUUUGAUAGAGUUAAAAUAGCUAACACAAGCAGGCAAGCUACAGCCACUGUUCUUGACCAAAAAAAAAUCAGGCAGAAUAGGGUAUUGUUUCCAGGAAAGCUCUAUUACCAGUCUUAACACAUCUUACAGACUUAAGAUUUGUUGCAAGUACCAAUAAUCAGCUCAACACGUAAGAUGAGAUGGCAGCCUAGGAUUAUAAAAACAAAACAAGCAAUAGGACUUUGAAAAGUUUAUUUUUCCCCAUUUUGUGCGCAAUGGUAAUUCAGAAGUUCUUUAACAAUAUUGAUCUAAAGGAAACAAGGAAGCAGCAGCUUGUAAAACACAGAAAGAAAUGUUGCCCUAUUCACCAAAAGCAGAGUGCACGAGGAAUAAAGCUCAUUGUCCCUCCUCCAACAUGUUGUUAGACUGUAUAAAAAAAGCUGGGAUGCUUACUUUAUAGAGUGACACUAGAAGUUGUUACUCAAAAUUGAUUUUACUUCUGAAACAACCAGCCUAAACAGUCUUAAUAGAAAGUAGCUAAGUAGAGUAAUAUCUAUUAAUAGAAUUAAGCUUUAAGAAGCCUGUUUCUGGCAGUAGGGAUAAUCCUGUGCUAUAGUUCUGAGUUUUAAAAUGUACAUUUUAUUGUAGGGUGUACUAAUGGAAGCAUACCUUAAGGCAUACAGAUCACAGUGACUCAUAUGAUGAUCUGUACGUGAUGAAGAAGGGAGGGAAAAGAGUUGCUUUUGUGCCCAUUAAGCUUAGUAAGCAGGGAAAAAAUAGUCUUGGAUCCCCUUGAAUAGGGAUGAAAUGUGUUUCUGGAACAUAGGCACCAGAACCAAACCUUUGAUCUGUCUUAAUCCAUUUAGGACUAGUCCCUUACAUUCAGAAUUUCUAGAAUAAAAUUAAUAGUCAAUACAGUAAGACACACUGAACAGACUAUGCAUAAAACUACAACACAAAAAGCAUUCUAGCAGAAGUCAUGAAAUAUUUAGUAUAAAUUUGCAAAGUUAGUACUUUCCCCUCACAAUAUAGGGCAGAAGUAAUUUUGUAUAAUUUACUCUCAUUAGAACUCUGUUGUGAAGUGUGUUUCAGAGAGGAAAACUUGUAAGAAUUAUUUUGGUAUAUAGAUUUGAAAAAUAAUUUUACUUCAACAUUAAACCUCACCCCUUUCUGGUUAAUGGUUGUGGGCUUUUUUAAAAAUACACAACUAGAUUAAAUCUCUAGAAUAUUGUAUUUCUUUAUUUGUGCCCUUGGAGGGCAAGGCUAUAUUUAAUGAAUCACCAGAGUAUCUAAACUGUUUUCUUCAUUGCUUUUAACAUGAAAUUGCUAUUUUAAGUUAUUUUAUACCCGUUUCUGUUCAUGAAGGUCAUCUUGUGCUAUUGUUAGGCUGAAAACCUAUCUUUUAAAUUUCAGUAAGAUCAGUAAAGUAGGUUUUAACCAUUAAGGUGCUUUUACAUUUCACUAAUUCUGUUACUGGUUUAUUUGUGUAAUUUUUCUUUGCGGAAAGUAAAAACCUCUAGUUGAAAUGAAAAAUGGUAGACAGUUACAGUGGCAAUAAAAGAAUUCACUUACAUAAAAAUGUUCACCAGAU